Fomitopsis serialis is the source of this 2725-nucleotide messenger RNA. RefSeq lists its product as uncharacterized. The coding region runs from base 257 to 2491 and encodes 744 amino acids. The transcript has 8 exons. The record is from RefSeq and is a predicted model, not a curated record. NCBI's taxonomy places the organism in Eukaryota, Fungi, Basidiomycota, Agaricomycetes, Polyporales, Fomitopsidaceae. Gene Ontology annotation, molecular function: G protein-coupled receptor activity. Gene Ontology annotation, cellular component: plasma membrane. Gene Ontology annotation, biological process: cell surface receptor signaling pathway; adenylate cyclase-activating G protein-coupled receptor signaling pathway.
AACUGCCAGUCGCUCGGAUCAGACACAUCAUGCCGCCCCAUAUAUAAGCAUGCAACCGCAACACCGCCUGAUCUUUCCCUCCCGACGCCUGCGCCCCGCAGUGUCCCUCUUCUUUCCUGCUCCCUCCCUUCUUUCUUGGAGGCUGGCCCUUCCUGCCGCUUUUCAGGACCUGGUGUACCUGAAGAUACGGCUUUUGGUCUCUUUUCUUAAGCUCGUAUAUCUUGUACACCCCAGAUUCCUUUGAACGGUCAUCAGGAUGGCUUCGCUUCAAAGUAUUCCUGGUGGGAGCAGCUUUCUUCUGACGAAGGUUAAAUACAAUGCGUCCGAGGCGCGCGGACUGGCCGUCGAAGUCACCUUUGCAUGGCUCUCAGCUACUGCGUGUGUGAGUCUUCUGGCGGCUCUCGCGAUCUCUGCGUGGAACACCCGCAAGUCCGUAAACCCACAUCUGUUCGUACGCAGUCACGUUGCUGCGUAUUUUGUGUCGCUGCUAUGGUGCGACUUGAUGCAGGCAUUCUCGGCCAUGCUUAGUGUGAGGUGGCUCAAUGAAGGUGCCGUGACGAUGGGGUCGUAUUGCACGUAUCAGGGAUUUCUCAAGCAGUCUGCGGAUGUGUCAAUGGCAGUAUGGACGAUGAUGAUUGCUUUGCACACAUUCCUUGUCGUAUUCCUUCGCUGGAGCAUGCCGCGGCGUUCUAUGUUCAUUAUGCUUGGCUUGGGAUGGGGAUUUGUUCUAAUGAUUGUCAUCAUUGGCCCGGCUGGCUACAAGAGCAAUCUAGGACCAUUCUACGGCAUCAACGGCUAUUACUGCUGGAUCUCUAGCAACUAUGGAAACCAGCGUAUCGUGUUGGAUCUCCUCUGGCUUUUCCUAGGUGCUAUCCUGAGUUUCUUGUUGUACGGGUUGGUCUUCCUUAAUCUGCGGGGCAACGUCACCACGUCGGGAAUCUAUCUGCGCCGCGACUCGAGGAUGGUCAGGUUGGUCGAUGAAGGCAGUGUGGCUAUUGCCGGACAGAUGCUCAUCUAUCCGAUUGCCUUCACCAUCCUGAUUUUUCCCAUGGCAGUCGUCCGCUUCGCGACGUGGUCCGGAACCGCUGUGACGGAUGCCGUGAGCGCCUUUGGCGACACCGUGUUCCUGAUGUGCGGGCUCGUUGAUGUCCUCUUGUUCGUCCUGACCCGCCGAGUUUUACCGGAACACAGUGUCAUUCCGAAGGGCUAUUCACUCCGUUUCUGGCGCAAGAAAGACAGUGACAGCAGUCCACAACGCGCUGUUCCUGCUCGACCUAUCAUUGAUCUCGAUGCCGAUCUCGAGAAGGCUGCCGAGAGCGAUAAGUCUGAUGAAGCUAGUCUUGAUGAAAACGUCUUCAAGCGUGCGGAAAGCCCCGAUGGUUCGGAGGAUGACCACAACGAAGUCACGAUCCGUGUGCAGAGCCAGGUCAUUGACCGGAUCCACCUACAACCCGGAUACGACGGCCCUGCUACACCUCCUGGCCUGUCGCCUCAGCAAACUGGUGGCCGUACGCAGGAGCUCUCACUGAACAGUUCUCGCGGCAUCGGCGUUCCUGAUAACCAGAGGGAAAGUGAGUUCUCCGCCAGCGAGCUGCCGCCCCUUCCUCCGUCCGCGCAUACCGCCUAUGGCAGCCCUGUCCACACCAGCGGCCGUCACAUCGAGACACCAGCUCGGACCGGUACGCCUGUGCAUAGUGCGCGUUACGGCGAAGAGGCACCUGUCACUGCUGCAUCCGCGCGCAGUCAACGUUAUCACCAGGAUGGGCACGCAAUCCCGGAGCCCCCGAGGUAUGCCACGGAAGAGUCGCAGUCUGUGCCCAUCGCGGCCCACAGCCCCAGGUACCAGCAGGAGUUUGCGAUUCCCGAGCCGGAUCGUAGCCCCAGGUUCGCUGAGGAAGUCGUGCGCCACUUUGACGAACUCCCUGCUGCCACGCCCCUCCGAAGCGCGUUCUUCCCCGAGGAAGACCGUCGAGCGCCCAGUCCUCUGCACAGUACCCGCGACGAGACCCAUGUCCCUACGCCCUUGCACAGCGCCCGUACCGUCCGUCAUGACACCGAUCCUGGGCGCAUCCCGACCCCCGUCCAGAGUGCCCACAACGCCCACACCGAAGCCACGCCACCCAUGACCAGUGCAGCCGCUCCCGACUCCGAGAGUCCGUACCGCGUCGAGCUCUCGGCGCCGUCUCCUCGCGCCGCGACCCCCGAGGUUCGCACCGCCGAUGCCGGCUUGUCGCAGUACCGCUGCCGCAGCCCGCUGUUGAGCUCUCACCAAGGAGAAUCCAGCCCGACGGACAGUAGCCUGUACACUGCGUCGGACGACGACGACCCGUUCCCCCCUAGCGUGCGCUCGCCCGCGCCUUACCACCAGUACCUGGGUACGCCCCGCAGCGCGACCUUCCCCAGCCGGGGCGCGCCCUCCAGUGCGCGCGAAGUCAACUUCUCCAUGAGCGCGCGGCUGCCCGCUCCCAGCAGCAAGUGGCCGAGGUACUGAACGCAGUCUAGUAUUUAUCCUUUCUAUGUCUUACGAGCUUAAGUUGCGAUGACCACUUACGAUAUAUUUAUUGAUGUGCCGUGGAAUGUGCAGUGGACGCUACACGUCCUCCCUUUAUCUGUGGAUGCCAUGAUGGCCGUAAUGUAACUUAGCAUUGCAUAAUGGCACUCGUCGUAGGGAGUCAAUGUAGGUUUCGGGCGAGCUGGAAUGGAAUGCAUGUAGCAUAUCGUAUCA